Porites evermanni is the source of this 312-nucleotide messenger RNA. The record is from the annotation of a GenBank genome assembly. NCBI's taxonomy places the organism in Eukaryota, Metazoa, Cnidaria, Anthozoa, Scleractinia, Poritidae.
AUGGAUCUUGCCUUUGUUAUAAAUGCAACUUCUGAUGCCGCAGACGAUGCCUUCGACCUGAUGAAAUGCACCUUAGAUUACUUGCUUCACAAGUACAAAAACUACCAGGUGAAGUUUCAGAUCUUCUUACAUGGAGAUGAAGAUACAUCUCUGAGAGAGAUUUCUUUACCAGAAGGCGUGGAACAUUUAACAAGGAAUACAGACGUUAAAAUUCCUGCCCUUCAUGAUGAUCUGAGGAUAGUGGAACAAGCCUUCAAACAGAGUGGGGGAUCAAACUCAGAAAAGGUAGGAAUUGAAAAAAAAGAAAGCUAG